GGGUUCUAUUUCAUACCUGUGACAAAUUUUUGAAAACAAACUUACAGUACAUGUCAGAUCUUCAUAAAGAGAAGUCAGUGACACCAGAGUGUAGUUGAGGCCAAAAUAAUAAGAAUUACAAAUUACAAAACUACAAUUCCAAGUGCUGUUUAUUAAAACAAGACUCAUCCUAGACAAAACGUUCAUCAACAAAAAAGGUGCUUAUAAAACAAUUGGAAUUGACAUUAAAAAAUGCCCGGACUCGUUGAUCCGAGAUUAAAUUCUCCAGCAUAUAGAAGAAGAUUAUAUCGUCCAGCAGAACCUCGUGAAGGAUUAAUUGUUUAUGAAGCGCAUUUUAUUUGGGAAGCAUCGGCAGAACAGCCGAAUCGUGUUGAAAAUUAUUUAUUCGGUAGAAUACAACCAAUAGAAAGAAAUCGAGUACCUCAAAAUCUUCCCGUUCCACGCUGGCGUGCAGUAAGACCUAAUGCUGGUCAAGGUCCAGAACAACAGCCAGCACAAGGAGAACAACAACAACAAAAUCCAAGACGACACGAACAACUAAUUCAGCAAUUAUCUAAUCGUAUACUACCAACGAAUAAAAUUAUCGAGGAAAUCGAUGAAAUCGAUCGAUAAUAUGAAAGAAAAUUUUUUAAUUUGAUUUAUUACUUUUUUUUGUAAUGAAUUAUAAUAUUCAAUUCUUUAUCAGUUAAAUUUUUUUUAACUACAUGUAAUUAAUAUUCCGAGGAUGCUACAGAUUUUUGAUAACAAAUGAAAUGGAGGAAAAUUAAUUUGUGCCAUAUUACAUUUUUUGCUCAUUAGGCAGAAAAAAAUAUUACAUCUAAUCAGAAUUCCAAAUAUUUUUUAAGAAAUCUCUUUUUUUCUUCAUCAAAGGAAAUAAAAAUUUUUUAUAAUAAACAUUUUUUAAAAAAAAGAGAAGAUAAUUCUAAAUACACUAUUAUUUUUGUAAAAUUAAAAUAUGUCUUCAUAAAAAAAAAAAGAAAAAUGAAAAGUACGAUCAAGUCAAUGUGAUAAGAAUGUGGAUAUUUUCUUUAAUUUUUAUAUUUAAGUAUAUAUUUAAAACGUUUUGUCGAUAUUUGUAAUAUUAAUGUGAUAAUUUUUCUAAACCAUUUGUUUAUUAUAGCUUUAGUAUCCGUAAGUCUAUAGAAUAAUAAAAAUAUUUAAAUAAUUUAA
Messenger RNA from Leptopilina boulardi, 1170 nucleotides. RefSeq lists its product as uncharacterized. The coding region runs from base 232 to 612 and encodes 126 amino acids. The record is from RefSeq and is a predicted model, not a curated record. NCBI's taxonomy places the organism in Eukaryota, Metazoa, Arthropoda, Insecta, Hymenoptera, Figitidae. The transcript has 2 exons.